This is a messenger RNA of Malus domestica (apple), 1755 nucleotides long. Its product is annotated as DELLA protein GAI-like. NCBI's taxonomy places the organism in Eukaryota, Viridiplantae, Streptophyta, Magnoliopsida, Rosales, Rosaceae. The record is from RefSeq and is marked provisional. Gene Ontology annotation, biological process: regulation of DNA-templated transcription; response to ethylene; regulation of seed dormancy process. Gene Ontology annotation, molecular function: sequence-specific DNA binding; DNA-binding transcription factor activity. Gene Ontology annotation, cellular component: nucleus.
AUGAAGAGAGAUCACCGCGAUAGCCGUGCAACUGUAACUGCACGUCAAAACAAUUCCAAACCGGAAUACUCAUCACCGCCGUCUUCCGCCCUGAACGGCAAGGCCAAGAUUUGGGAAGAUGACCAAGACGGGUACAGCGCCGGCGGCGACAUGGAUGAGCUGCUUGCCGUUUUGGGGUACAAGGUUCGGUCCGACGACAUGGCCGACGUGGCGGAGAAGCUCGAGCAGCUCGAAAUGGUCAUGGGGUCGGCUCAGGAAGAUGGGAUUUCUCAGCUCUCUGACACCGUCCACUACAACCCGUCGGAUCUCUCCGGGUGGGUCCAGAGCAUGCUCUCUGAGCUCAACACCGGCGACGAUAUGCCCUCAAUCGACGACCCUCUUCUCGCUCCGGCUGAGUCCUCGUCGAUAACCUCGAUGAGCUUCUCCAAUUCCCAGCGGAGUCGAGUUUUCAGCGACGAUUCCGAAUACGAUCUCAGGGCUAUUCCGGGCGUGGCGGCGUACCCGCCAGCUUAUUCGCCGUCGGAUUCCGAGAGUACGAGAAAGCGAUUGAAGACCUCAAUUGGGUCCGAUUCUAAUGGGUCUAGUUCCGGCGCUGUAUCCGAUCCGACUCGGCCUCGGGUCCUGGUUGACUCGCAAGAAACCGGCGUGCGGCUCGUCCACACACUCAUGGCCUGUGCAGAGGCUGUCCAGCAGGAAAAUUUGAAGCUUGCAGACGCGCUUGUAAAGCACGUGGGCCUACUCGCGGCUUCCCAAACCGGCGCUAUGAGAAAAGUCGCCACGUACUUCGCUGAAGCUCUGGCUCGUCGGAUUUACCGAAUUUACCCUCAGGAUUGCCUCGAUUCUUCCUACUCGGACAUCCUCGAGAUGCACUUUUACGAGACCUGCCCUUAUCUGAAAUUUGCUCACUUCACUGCCAACCAGGCAAUACUCGAGGCUUUUGCCACCGCGAGCAGAGUACACGUCAUCGAUUUCGGGCUUAAACAGGGGAUGCAAUGGCCAGCGCUCAUGCAGGCGCUGGCACUCAGGCCUGGUGGGCCACCUGCGUUUCGCCUGACGGGUAUUGGCCCGCCGCAGCCCGACAACACUGACGCCUUGCAGCAGGUAGGAUGGAAGUUGGCCCAACUGGCGGAAACUAUCGGGGUUGAGUUUGAAUUCCGAGGCUUCGUCGCCAGUAGUCUGGCGGACCUCACGCCGUCUAUGCUCGACAUCCGCCCGUCAGAGGGCGAGGUUGUGGCGGUGAAUUCGGUUUUCGAGCUUCACCGCCUCUUGGCUCGACCCGGGGCGGUAGAUAAAGUGUUGUCAUCAAUCAAGGCCAUGAAGCCUAAGAUUGUGACAAUUGUGGAGCAGGAGGCGAACCAUAACGGGCCGGUUUUCCUGGACCGGUUCACGGAGGCAUUGCAUUAUUAUUCAAACUUGUUUGAUUCGCUGGAGGGAUCAUCGGGGCCGAGUCAAGAUUUGGUCAUGUCCGAGGUGUAUUUGGGCAGGCAGAUAUGCAACGUGAUGGCAUGUGAAGGUGGCGACCGAGUCGAGCGACACGAGACGCUGAGUCAGUGGCGAGGCCGGAUGGACUCGGCCGGGUUCGACCCGGUCCACCUUGGCUCGAACGCGUUCAAGCAGGCUAGCAUGCUGCUAGCUCUUUUCGCCGGCGGAGAUGGGUAUCGGGUGGAGGAGAACAAUGGGUCUCUCAUGCUUGGGUGGCACACCCGGCCGCUCAUAGCCACCUCGGCUUGGCAGCUGGCGAGCGCAACCGAGUGA